AUGGACGAAGAGGAGCCGCGAUCGGUCUCAGUCGACCGCGAGCAAGACCCCCUUUCCGUGAAGCGCGUCGCUUCCGAUGAACCAAGUAGCAGCAGCGCCUCUGAGAGCAAAAGGAUCAAGGUUUCUCACAACGGGCCGGCAAAACCGGACCUUCAAUCUCAGCCCGUCCUCGAGAGGGUCCCAUUCCCAGAGAAGCCUGCCGUUUUGGAAGAAAGGAACGGCGAGAUCCAAUUUCGAGUUGUCAACAACGAUGGCGAGAGACAUAGCAUGAUAAUCCUUACGGGGCUUAAAUGUCUGUUUCAAAAGCAACUCCCGAAAAUGCCGAAGGAUUACAUCGCACGGCUGGUCUACGACCGCACUCAUUUGUCUAUAGCCAUCGUCAAAACACCACUGGAGGUCAUUGGCGGAAUCACAUACCGAGAGUUCCGGGACCGCAAGUUUGCCGAAAUCGUUUUUUGUGCCGUCUCAUCUGAUCAGCAAGUCAGAGGGUACGGAGCGCAUCUGAUGGCCCAUUUGAAGGAUUACGUCAAAGCCACCGGCCCGGUGAUGCACUUUCUCACCUAUGCCGACAACUAUGCGACUGGAUACUUCCAGAAGCAGGGCUUUUCCAAGGAAGUAAACCUCGACAAGUCUCUCUGGAUGGGCUACAUCAAAGACUAUGAAGGAGGGACGCUGAUGCAAUGCUCCAUGCUUCCUCGGAUCCGGUAUCUCGAGGCUGGUCGGAUGCUUCUUAAGCAAAAGGAAACUGUGCUCGCCAAGAUACGCAACCUCAGCAAGAGCCAUAUCAUCCAUCCACCCCCUCCACAAUGGGCCAACGGUACGAUCACUGUCAUAGAUCCGCUCUCCAUCCCUGCUAUCCGGGCAACAGGUUGGUCUCCGGAUAUGGAUGCGUUAGCACGGGCGCCGCGCCGUGGACCUCACUUCAACGAACUCCGGCGUUUUCUGUACGAAAUCCAGAACCACAAACAGGCAUGGCCUUUCCUCAAUCCUGUCAACAAAGAGGAGGUCCCGGAAUACUACGACACCAUUACUUCGCCAAUGGAUUUGUCAACGAUGGAGGAGAAGUUGGAGCGCGAUCUCUAUCCUACCCCGGGAGAUUUAGUCGCUGACAUGAAGCUGAUUUUCAACAACUGCCGUCAAUAUAAUGAGGCAUCAACGGUAUACUUUAAGUGUGCGAACAAGCUGGAGAAGCACAUGUGGACUCUAAUUAAGGAAGUGCCUGAGUGGUAUGACUUGCUUGAAGAAUGA
Molecule: messenger RNA, 1248 nt
Organism: Dichotomopilus funicola
Lineage: Eukaryota; Fungi; Ascomycota; Sordariomycetes; Sordariales; Chaetomiaceae
Product: histone acetyltransferase
Exons: 2
Coding region: 1-1248 (415 amino acids)
Biological process (GO): positive regulation of transcription by RNA polymerase II; chromatin remodeling
Cellular component (GO): histone acetyltransferase complex
Molecular function (GO): histone H3 acetyltransferase activity; protein binding
Source: RefSeq, a predicted model, not a curated record